AGUAGGAAAUGAGACAGGGUAGGAAUAACACUUAAUAAGCCUGACGCUCUCAUCCUCCUCCUAUCCCCUGGCCACCUUCCAGCCUCCUCUGUGCAGUCUCCUCUCCUUCCAGACAGUCCUUACUUCUUUUCCCCCUAGGCUGCAGCCAGCUUGAGCCCUCUGCCUGCCAGAGUCAGGAAGGAGCCCAGGUGGGGUAAGAACCUAAGCCCCAGGAUGUUGACAACAUUGCUGCCACUGCUGUGUCUACUGCUCCUGCCCGGCUGGGCCUUUUGUAGCCAUGAAGCCUCAGAUGGCCUUCGGAACCUCCACAUGCUCCAGAUCUCCUACUUUCGCGACCCCUAUCAAGUGUGGCACCAGGGCAACGCGUCGCUGGGGGGGCUAAUGACGCACGUGCUGGAAGGCCUAGGCAGCAACGUCACGAUCCGCCAGUUGCAGCCCUUGCAGGAGCCUGAGAGCUGGAUGCACACAGAAGACAGCCUUAAGACCUAUCUGCACCAGUUCAACAGCUUGGUACUGCUGGUACACCAUGAGCGGCGCUUGACCUUUCCUCUGAUCAUUCGCUGCUUCCUGGGCUGUGAGCUGCCUCCUGAGGGUUCUACAGCACGUGUCUUCUUCGAAGUGUCUGUGAAUGGGAGCUCCUUUGUGCAUUUCCAGCCAGAGACAGCUUUAUGGGUGGCAGGGCCCCAGGCACCCUCCAGGGUGGUCACCUACACCCUGCAGCAGCUCAACGCCUACAAUCGUACUCGGUACGAACUGCGAGAAUUCCUGCAGGACACCUGUGUGCAGUAUGUGCAAGAACACAUCACUGUGAACAACUCGAAAGGGAGCCAAACAGGCCGCUCCUACACCUCGCUGGUCCUGGGUGUCCUGGUGGGCAGUUUCAUCAUUGCUGGUGUGGCUGUAGGCAUCUUCCUGUACACAGGUGGACGGCGGUGUUGAUUGCUCUCCAGACCCCUCUGAAAAAGGGCUGGACUGAUGAGGGCUGAUGAGGGAAGAUCUCAGCUCACUGCAAAACCACACAGAUUCCCCAUCUGGGACAUUAUAUCCCAGAAGGUUUGGAGUGGCAGCUCCUUUCUUCUCCCUGAUCUGCCCACCAAGAGUUUGGGGGAGGGAAAGGGAAGGAAGAAGCUAAGUAGACAGAGUUCUUGGUUUACUAAGCAGCUAAGAACUUGCAUGCUUUCCUGAAUUGGUCUGAGAAGUGAAUGCUUAUCUAUCUUUGUGGAAAACAGAUGACGGAGUUGGGUGGGGGUAGAGGGUGUCUAUGGCAUGUCCUCCAAAGACAGAAUCACCCAAGGCAUUCAAAACACCUAACAAAUACAAGAAGUCCAUCAACCAGAAUAAACACCACUCAAUGCUCCCAGGCACAUCAGAUUUGGGAAAGGAUGCUGAUAUAGUAGAGG
This is a messenger RNA of Herpailurus yagouaroundi (jaguarundi), 1400 nucleotides long. It is a transcript of the gene PROCR, whose product is annotated as protein C receptor. NCBI's taxonomy places the organism in Eukaryota, Metazoa, Chordata, Mammalia, Carnivora, Felidae. The record is from RefSeq and is a predicted model, not a curated record. The transcript has 4 exons. Gene Ontology annotation, molecular function: signaling receptor activity. The coding region runs from base 214 to 939 and encodes 241 amino acids. Gene Ontology annotation, biological process: negative regulation of coagulation.